AUGGCCACAUCCACCAAGUACUAUUAUCUCCGCCGCGCUGUUCAUGCUCUGCCGCCGUAUUCGUCAACCGCUCUUCGAUACCCCGCCAAGUACACAACCAAAAUUACACUUGCGCCUCUAAACGUCGCCAUGCCGGGACUGUGUUGUCACGUCUACCUCAAGUUGCCGCGAUUUUCAAUUCCAGCCAAUGUUUUAAACGCCCCGGAGCUACGAAUCCGCCCACCCGUUCCACCAUAUCCCACCACCGCCAAAUGCCCUUCGUCCAUGUCUCAUCUGGCAUUCCAUACAUUCCUACAAUCGGUAUCCAAGCAACCAUCGGCCCACCACUUCCCACAACCGGCCGGCCCGCGGAUCAUGACCACGGCAUGA
This is a messenger RNA of Cordyceps militaris CM01, 369 nucleotides long. RefSeq lists its product as uncharacterized. The record is from RefSeq and is a predicted model, not a curated record. Bases 1 to 369 code for a protein of 122 amino acids. Lineage: Eukaryota; Fungi; Ascomycota; Sordariomycetes; Hypocreales; Cordycipitaceae. The transcript has 2 exons.